Messenger RNA from Schistocerca nitens (vagrant locust), 6737 nucleotides. Its product is annotated as E3 ubiquitin-protein ligase MYCBP2-like. NCBI's taxonomy places the organism in Eukaryota, Metazoa, Arthropoda, Insecta, Orthoptera, Acrididae. The transcript is spliced from 35 exons. Gene Ontology annotation, cellular component: nucleus. Bases 174 to 6683 code for a protein of 2169 amino acids. The record is from RefSeq and is a predicted model, not a curated record.
UGAAAAUCCAGGCUGUCUGUGGCAUCAAUAGUUAAAAAUAGCUCAAAUGAAAAUUAUUCCUACCCAACUGUUAUGAAUAAAAGUCUCAUUUUAUUACCAUACAGAAUUAAUCUCCAACAUGACAGAUCAAGUGACAUGUUGACAUGUGUUUUACUCGGAGAUAGCUUUAAGAAAUGGGUGCGGGUGAGUGGGACAAAAUGCUACCAGAACCAGAACUUCUUGGGAGAUACUUCCAUGAACAGUUCAAAGUUUUACCUGAUCACCAAAGGAGAAAAGCGGAAUGGAAGAAAGGGAAAACUGCAAAACUAUCGAAAGGAAAAGAGAAAAGGAAAGUCAAAGUAGAACCUUGUGGAGAAAUUACAAAUCUGUCAAAUCCACCAGACGUUGAACUACCAACCAAUGCAUCAAGUUUCGCCGUAUUCGCCAAUGUUCGGCAAGCGGUGCUGGAACGAUGGGUUAAACAAGCCUGUCAGAUUUAUUUAUCUUCUUCGUCCAGUGUUCCAGCAACCGAUGGGAACAAUGAUGUUGAAAGUGACAUUGAAGAUAACACAGACAAAGUCAGGGAUAACAUCUUGAAAGUCCCAAAGAUAGUUGGUGUUGGCCUAAGAAGUGUGUUUGAAUUAAUUCGAGAGAGUCGGUCGUCACAUCCUGUGCUGUGCACCAAAGCACUUGGUGCUCUACUAGAUGUCGUUCAGGGCCAGCAACCUGAGGGUCUAAAGAAUGAACCAGCUGAAGUGAUUGAACCACUGUUUGAUCUGUUACUGGAUCUGGCUACUUCGCAUGGGCCAGAAACAGCAGCUGUUGAUGAUGGGAGUCACUUGACAGCAGUGGCCUGUUCAUGCCUUCUAGCCCUUGUUGUUGUUCGUGGUGACACAGGACGUCUUCUCAAUGCAACUGCUGCUCUUCUAAUGUCACCACGUGCAUUAGCACUGCAGAAUAUUCAUAUGCCAGCAGUGUUAACAGCACUUCAGAGGAGUGUCCAUGGGGUUUUGCUUGGUAAACUUGUUCGACCAGAUUGGAUUUCCCACGGUGUUCCUAAAACAUCAAGAAUUGAUUCAUUUCAUGUCAAGAUUGGCACAGAUAUUCACAGCAGUCAGACCACAAAAUCACUGGCAAGUGAUGGACAAUAUUUAUACUUAUAUACGUCAAAAGGUCUUUUCAAGAUAGGCUCUGGUUACGGUGGAACUGUAAAGGCUAACAUAUACAUCCACAAAUCAGAUUUCUUUAUUGAUGAAAAAGGAUGGCUAGGAUUUGCUUAUGGAAUGCUGUACUUCAAAUUUGUUGGGAAAAAAGGCUGUGAGCUCCUGCUUAUGGACAGAGAAUCGUUGAAAGUCAUGGAUAUUGUUUCCCUGGAAGGGAAAGAUUGCGGUUCUUGCGUAAUGUUUUCUGAUGGAGAAAAUCUUGGAAUGAUUACAGCAGCGAAAGAUGAUGGUUUUGUUGUUCGUACAAUAAAUCCUACCAGUUCACCCGUUGUGUCAGUCAAUGAACUUCCCCUUAAGUUAGCAAGAAAAUGUGUUGAUGUUUUUGGAUAUGCUACAUUUGAUGAAGAAACCAUGAUACACACUGUACAGAUUGGCUAUGAUGAAGAAAUAGCUGUGAUUGCUGCAGGGAAGGAUUUUGGUUUAAUAAGAACUAACUCAGGAAAGGUCUUCUAUUGUGGCAAAUCGGCAAGUCUUGGAAUCAAACAAGGAGGCCUCAGAAAUGGCAAAUGGGCUGAACUACCAAUCACUAAGUCUCCUAAAAUAACCCACUAUGCUGUUGGUCAUGAAGGUCUUCAUGCAGUGCUGAUCUCUGAAGAUGGAUCUGUGUUUUUUGUCGGAACAGCAAGAAGAGGAGAAGAUGGCGAUCAGAGUAAAGCCCGUAGGCAGCCAAAACCUGUAAAGCCAAAGAAAAUGGUUAAAGUAGAGGGCCAAGUUAUUGUACAUGCUGCAUGUAAUAAUGGCACAACAGCUCUUGUUACAAGGGAAGGGGAACUGCUUAUGUUCGGCAAAGAUACAGCCCACUGUGAUCCUGCUACAGGACUUGUUACAGAACUGAAGGAUGUGCACGUAACUCAAGUGGCCUUAGGUAAAGCACAUGCUGUUGUAUUAACAAACAAAGGCCACAUUUACACAUUUGGAAUAAAUAACAAAGGCCAGUGUGGUCGUGAUUUUGCUGCCCAAGUUAAGGAAGUUCCAAUGGUGACAGCUAUGGAGACAGCAGCAGAAGAGGAAGUGGAUGAAGAUGAUCUGGAUUGGGAAGAUGCACAAGAGCUUAUGUGCCCUCCAGGUACACACAAAUGGAAACACGAUCAGUGCAUGGUAUGCACAGUGUGCCGUGAAUGUACUGGGUACAGCAUCGGCUGUUUGAGCAGCAUACGGCCUGACCGUAAUCCUGGACAAGAAUGUGGUUGUGGUGAGGGAGACUCAGGUUGUGCUGAAUGUGGCUGUUGCCGCAUAUGUGCGCGAGAGAAUGUGGACAAUUCAGAACUAGCCAUCCUAGGUCCAAGUGGAGCAGGCGAUCUAGCUGCAGGUCGACAAGGAGUGCAACUGCAGCAGCGUUUAGAAGAACGUCGUCGACGGCAAAGGAGUAAACAAUCUGGUAAACAGCAUGGAUUGGUCUCUAGUUCAGCAAGCAGUUCUCGCACGAAAGGUUUAGGCUCAAGAGUAUCCCCCGGCCCAUCUGUCUCUGUUUCUCCAGCUGGGAUUAGAACUACCCAUGCAUCAAUCGCAGGCGAAGAACAAGCUGGAGGAAGUGAUGCAGAACGAGAAGCAACUCGCACAGCGCAACUGUUUCCAGCUCGUGUUGUUCUACCUUCCAGUCAUGGAACAUCAACUGUUGCACAGAAAGGCCAACUGGGUCGUCCCGCUCCGCCAUCAGGCCACGAAGCAGCCGGUAACAGUAGCCGAAAAGAUGGUCGUCCACCAAGAGAUGGUCCCUGGUAUUCGAUUCCAGGCCUUGUGCCAAACAUUGGGCCCCGACAUGGUCGAAGGGCAACAUGGGUUGCUGCUUCUGGGGACCAGACAUAUCUCAAAAUUGAUGAGAGCCUCAUUAAUUCCUUGAGCCUGACACGCUCUACGGUCAUGGCCAACAAGCAGAGUAUAAUUUUGCUCCCGACACAGAGUGAUCACAUAAGUUCCUUUAAGUGUUUAGUGAUCAACAAACGUGAUGGAAACUGUAGCAGUUUCAGUGGACCAGAUCAGGUGGACUUCUCCCAUAUGGCAACGUGUCUUGAUCCACUGUACAAUGUGCUUUGGAGUUACCACCCAGGCAACCAAGAGCUCGCAUGUUACAAUGUUGUAGCAAGUGAAGUACCACCUAUAGAGCACUCUGUACAGCCAAAUCUUUCUAUCUUGAGUCCCGAGCUGGCACUUCCUGUCAUUCCUCACUGCCAUGUGACACGCUCUCAGGCCGCCUUGCAUCUGCUCGGUUGCCUCGACACACUCACGUGCCGUGCCCGUGAUCGUCAAACAGCAACAUUGUGUGAUGAGGCACAUGAAGGUCGUCAGGCAGGAAAAGUGUACAGCCGUGAGGACUUCUCAGCUGUGACACGCUUUGAAAGCCAUGGUGGUGGAUGGGGCUACUCCGGGCAUUCGAUUGAAGCUAUUCGGUUCAUGGCAGACACUGACAUCCUUCUUGGUGGCUACGGACUUUUUGGUGGUCGAGGAGAGUAUACAGGAAAGAUUAAGUUAUUUGACAUUGGUGUCGAUGGAGGUGAGCAGGAAAUUGAUGGAGAGAUGUUAGCUGAGACAGAGGAAGUUCCUUAUGAAUGCGGUCCACGUCAGAAGUAUCCCAUGCUCUUUGAAGAACCCAUUCCCUUGCAGGCUAAUAGGUGGUAUGUAGCUUGGGCAAGAGUGAGUGGACCAUCAAGCGACUGUGGUUCAAGCGGACAAGGGAUGGUAACAACAGAAGACCAGGUAGUUUUUUACUUUAAAUCAUCAAAAAAAUCAAACAAUGGAACAGAUGUUAAUGCAGGGCAGAUUCCACAGCUCCUGUACCGUAUUGUUACACCUGAAAAUCAAGCACCAAACCGCCAGCUGGACCAGUCAGAACCUGUAUAUAUACUGAGUAGAGAAUUCUCUCAUUCCGUGUCAAGGGAAUGCUUCCAGUCACUCCUGGCUCUUCUACAGUGGAGCUGGAAUACUUUCAAAGCUGCUGUCAUGGACAUCACUCAUUUGAAUGGCACAACAUCAGGACACCUAGCAGCGAUGCUGGAUUUAGAAAAGCUCAUGUAUAUCAGCAGGGCAACACUUAGACUUCUGCGUACAUAUACAAAUGAGAUAUACCCAAAUCAAGUUGGUUCAAAGAAACUUCAAACUGAAUCAGUUCGUUUGGCAGAAUGUAUUGGGGACGUAAGAGCACUGUUGAGGCAGAUUCUAUCAGAUCACUUGCCUAGUUUUCACAUUCCACGAAAAAGUGGGAAAGUACGGAAUCAGAAAGGCUCAACUCCCUACAUGAAAAUGACAACGAGUAUAUUACAGGAGUGCCAUCAAACGUUUGUCUCUUGUUUUCAUGCAUUUUAUCCCACAGCUUAUUUGAAGUGGACUUCUCUGUGUGAUCUGUUAGCAAGUAUGGAUAAGGCUCCUGGAGAAAUUACAGCCAAUUUGGAUCAGUUGUUAAGUGCGGUAUUAGCUGCACUGUGUAGUCCAACUGUUCGACUGCGUUCAACAUUUCCUAUAUUAUGUGGCACCCUGGAUGCAUCUGAUGUGUCUCUCAGACGACAGCUUAGUCCCUCUGACAAUACAGGUUUACCAAUGGUUCCCAGUAUUGAUGGACACCAUUAUCCUAUACUUGUAGAACAAAUGAGCUACAGGAGUCAGCUGGAAGGCAGUUGCAUAGUAAAUAACUGGGUCUUCAGAGAUGUUCUUGACAGGUUACUGGAUUUAGUCACUAUUCCUGUAAAGCAAGCACUGUGCCAGGAGAGAGUGACUCGCUCCCAAGAACUAAUAAAGAAUUGCUGUCACCUUCUGGCACGUAUAAUUGCAGAGUUGGCAUCUCAGUCAAGUGGAACAGAUGAGGACAUACAGGGGGCAUGUGGAAGAGUUCUUCACACAUUGCCAUCUCGGUUCACCCGCACCAAUCAAAGCCGAACAUGGAACACAGGAAAUGGGUCUCCUGAUGCCAUUUGUUUUUCUGUUGACAGACCUGGUAUAGUCAUUGCAGGUGUCUGUGUUUAUGGAGGUGCUGGCACUUAUGAAUAUGAACUGGAACUUUUAGAUGAUCAAAAUAGUGUUGGUAAUGAUCCAUCACAUACACAACGAUGGAACAGUCUGGAAAUGGCACGUGGAACAUUUGGUCCAGAUGAUUGUGUAGCUGAUGUAGCAGAAAUUAAGUUUGACAAACCAGUGCCCAUAAAGGAGAAUGUAAAGUAUGCAAUUCGACUGAGAAAUCAUGGAGGACGUACAAGCAAUGGUGAUGGUGGCCUAAGUUCUGUAAAAGGACCAGAUGGGACUAUAUUCAUGUUCUCUACUUGUUCCCUCAGUUUCAAUGGAACAACACAAUCAAGAGGUCAGAUCCCUCAAAUAUUAUAUUACAGCAAUCCAUUGGACAGGGAGAGUCAACAGACCAGCAAAGCUUGGGCAGAACUUCAAGCUUGCAAAUGCACACUGUCAAUGUCAGCAGCCAUAGUUCAGCACUGUAAUGACUUGAUGGCUCUUGGCAGAGAGAGAGCUGAAGAUGUGCUUGCUACUGAAGUUCUUGGUAACGCAUGCAUUGUCACUACACUUCUGCCACUUAUGCUGGCACAUAUCAGCCCUUUAGCUACUCUUGAUCCAAGGAGUGCUGUUCAAGUGUUGAGUCUUAUCCAAGAACUGUUGCCUCAUGUCUCAGCACUUAAUCUAAUGAGUUCUGGUAUGCACCAUUCAACUGGUUCUAUAGAAAGCACAGGUCCUGAUUCACAAGGCUAUUGUCCUUCAUCUAUUAAUACAACGUCACACCAUUAUGCUUGGGUUGAAAGUGAGCAUCCCUACAAACCAGCUACUGUAUCCAAUUACAGAGUGUCAUUUCCAGAAUGCGUGAAGUGGCUCUGCAUUGAAUUUGACCCACAGUGUGGUACAGCACAAGUGGAGGAUUCGCUGCAGUUGUUCAUUCCUAGCAUUGGCGGUGGUAGUGGUAGUGGUGGAGCUCACUUGCCUGGCAGGGGCUGUAUAACUUCACCUCUCUCUCCUUCUGGAGAUGAACCUGACAAUGAGACAACGCCAGUUCCAUACUGGCCAAUUCUCCACAGAUUCAGCAGAGGCAGUGCAAAUUGGCCACAGACAGCUAUUGUGCUUCCAGGAAAUGAAGUUAUAUUUUCUUUGGAAACAGCAUCUGAUUAUGUCAAAGAUGAAAAAGCCUGUUACUAUGGAUUUCGUUGUCUAGUAAUUGGUUAUGAGUGGCAUGUUAUCCCAGGAGAUGGCCUGAAACACCUUGAAACAGAACUUGCAUUUCUAGGUGGGAUGUGUGCAGCUUCACUUAUGAAAAAAGAUUUGCUUCUGCCUCCUACUUCUGUUGAAGAAAUGAAUGAAGAUUUGGAGUCAGUGGAAGAAUUUGCUCAGCAAGUCUACAAUAGCAAUUCUGCACUACUUGGCAAAGGCUUUGCCCUAGCUAGCCCGCCUACAAUUGCCCAAGCACUUGAAGGAAUUCUUCCAUUCAGUUCAACUUCAUCCCUCUUCUUUAUUCUCUCUGCGUUUGUGUCAACACGGCAAUGGAAGAAGUGUAGUUAACUGGAGCCGUCAAUUUUAUUUCAGAAAGCUCACGCUGCAGUAAUUCAACGACCG